This is a messenger RNA of Sardina pilchardus (European sardine), 3785 nucleotides long. It is a transcript of the gene crispld2, whose product is annotated as cysteine-rich secretory protein LCCL domain containing 2. Gene Ontology annotation, cellular component: extracellular region. The record is from RefSeq and is a predicted model, not a curated record. Bases 312 to 1865 code for a protein of 517 amino acids. The transcript has 15 exons. NCBI's taxonomy places the organism in Eukaryota, Metazoa, Chordata, Actinopteri, Clupeiformes, Clupeidae.
CGGCGUUCCUGUGCGUAUACCUUCGACCAACUGGUUUAACUAUUUAGCUGCCUCUCAGAUUUGGAAAUUAGUCAUUGUAAAGAAACACUUUACAAAGAGACAGAAGACUUUGGGGAUAACCGUGAUCAAGCAGAGAUUGAUCCAUCUGUGGGCCAAUAGGAGCGCAGAAUUAAAAAAAGGAGUCCAGCUCACAGAAGACUGCCCGCUGUUGUCUAUACAGAACAUCCCUGCGAGGCUCACUCUCUCUCUCUCUCUCUCUCACACACACACACUCACACACUCUCGCUCUCUCUGACUCACACACCCUCUUAAUGAGCCGCACUUCCUCCAUGCCCAUGCUGCUCACGCUGGCACUCCUGGCGCUGGUCGCCCGGCACACGGCUGCCCUCUUCCUGCCCGACUCCCCGGAACUGCGCCAGCUGAUGAGCCGCCUUCAGAGCGAGGCCGACAGCGACAAUGCCAACGCCGCCGCCGCCGCCCAGAACCACACGCGCCACCGCCGCGCCAUCCCCUGGUCCGACCGCGACGAGAUCCUCAAGCUGCACAACAAGCUGCGCGGGGCCGUCUACCCCACUGCCUCCAAUAUGGAGUACAUGGUCUGGGAUGAGCAGCUGGAGCGCUCCGCCACUCAUUGGGCACACCAGUGCAUAUGGGACCACGGGCCCACAGAUCUCCUCAUGUCCAUCGGGCAGAACCUGGCAGUGCACUGGGGCAGGUACCGCUCGCCAGCCUACCACGUGCAGGCCUGGUACGAUGAGGUCAAGGACUACACCUACCCCUACCCUCACGAGUGCAACCCCUGGUGCCCUGACCGCUGUUCUGGACCUAUGUGCACCCACUACACCCAGCUGGUCUGGGCGACUACAACCCGAGUGGGAUGUGCCGUGCACACAUGCUCCCGGAUGAACGUGUGGGGAGAGAUCUGGGAGAACGCCGUCUACCUCGUGUGCAACUACUCCCCCAAGGGGAACUGGAUCGGAGAGGCCCCCUACCAACAUGGCCGCCCUUGCUCCAAGUGCCCACCCAGCUAUGGAGGAGGGUGCAGAGACAACCUCUGCUAUAAGGGAGACAGCCAGCGUCCUGAGACAGAAGACAUGAACGAGGUGGAGAGACAACAGGUGCCCAUCCAGCCCCGCGUCACCACCACCAGACCCAAGCCCAGGCCCAGACCCACCCCUGCCAGGAGACCUGCGGUCAAGCCCUCCACCCCAAGAUCCACACAGUUCCUGGCCCAGAAUAUUAAAUGUGAGACUAAGAUGAGAGACAAAUGCAGAGGAUCUACCUGCAACAGGUAUAAGUGCCCUGCUAACUGCUUGAACAAGAAGGGGAAAGUAUGGGGAACACUGUAUUAUGAUGUGCAAUCAAGCAUUUGCCGUGCUGCAAUGCAUUAUGGGGUCAUCGACAAUAGUGGCGGUGUAGUGGACAUUACCAGGAAGGACAGGCUACCAUUCUUCGUCAAGUCAACAAAGAAUGGCAUUGAAUCUUUCAGCAAAUACAAACCUUCCAAUGCCUUUGUUGUGGCAAGGGUAGAGAGGCAAUCGGUGGACUGCUAUGCCACAGUAGCAGAGAUAUGUCCAUACAAGAAGCCCUACACCAACUGCCCCAGGGUAUACUGUCCAGCGCGCUGCAGGAACCAGCCGUCCUACUGGGCCCCGGUGGUUGGAAACAGCAUGUACGCCGACAGCUCCAGCAUCUGCAGAGCGGCCAUCCACGCCGGGGUGAUCAAGGACGACGGAGGCCACGUGGACAUCCUGGCCCUGGAGAGGAAGAAGAGCUACGUGGGAGCUCUGAAGAACAGCAUCCAGUCAGACAGUAAGAGCAGUCAUGACGGAGGCUCAUUCCGUGUCUUCUCUGUGCGAGAGUGACAGCACACAUACGGAACCUCCUAUCCGUCCCCCCAAACAGCGUUUGGACACUCUGAGGCCCUCUGGACAGAAAGUGACCAUAUGCUGUGUGCCACCAUAGCAGGCAUCACUAUCUGGCCUCCGUCCACUCGAGGGGGAAUGGGACCCUUGUACAGGAUAAAUGGAUUCCACUCCUAGUCAAACAAGUGCACUUUUUUACAUUCGAGACAAGAGAUCGGCCAACUCACGGAAGCGACCAAACAAGGAAGGUUCCGCCAUCACUCCCUCACUCGUAUAGACUGCAGAUGUUUAUAUUUCUGAAAAGGUUUAGUCGUACACAUAGUUGAUACAGAUUCUGUGUGAUUGCAAUCACAUUUUAACAGCAGUGCUGGUUUUUAUAUGUCAUAAAAUAUGUCAACCUGAAAUCAAAUAAUAAUAAUAAUUAUUUUUUUUGUUUUUCAAAUGAUUUUUUCUGUCAUUUUUAUAAAAUUAUGUUUGUUCAUUUUAUAAAUUGAACUCUAAAUUGUUGAUGAUCACCAUACACGGGAAUGUAUAUUGAUCACUCCGUAUUUAAUCAUUUUGUACAGACUUUUUUAUUUGAAGAAAAAUCUUGUUAAGCUUUACAUCGUCAUUUCAGCUUUGUUAUUCAUGCUUUUUUAUUUGCCUAGAGAUCUAAAAAGUCCCUGCCAUUCUGGUUUAGCUGUGUGUGUGUGUAUGUGUGUGUGUGUGUGUGUGUGUGUGUGUGUGUGUGUGUGUGUGUGUGUGUGUGUGUGUGUGUGUGUGUGUGUGUGUGUGUGUGUGUGUGUGCGUGUGUGUUUGCGUUUGAGAUAGUGAGAGAGAGUGUGUGUGUGUGAGUGUGUGAGUGUGUGAGUGUGUGAGUGGGUCUGUGUUUGGCUGGGCGGAGGAGCCUAGUCGUGGACAGACGGAUGCGUUGAGUAGGUAGAGGAGAAGCAGAAAAGAGAGGGGGAGGGAGAGGCACACCUCCAAGGAAAAGAAACCCUUCCUGAACAACCCUUCCAUCCCUUCCAGAAUCAAUAGUGUGCAGACAUCUUAGUAAAGGUGCAAAAACAUUGUAACAGUGUUUCUCCCCCUUUGAGGCUCCGGGUGCGUGCACAGACAGAGAGUGUCCAGUGUGCUGCUGCUCUCACAGAACCCCUCUAAUCAAAGAUUAUUGUUCCAAACUACAUUUACAAAAGAUCACAGCCAAGCAUGUCACACUCUACCCUGCUCACUCGGUGAAAUACAAUCGUAUAGUAAUUACAGCAAAUGUUUAUUUCUCCCACCUGAACUAGUGAAAUGUACGAGAUCUUUUCUUCUCUCACAGUAAUGUAGUAUAUGUCAAAUCCAGAGUUCGUUUCUCCCAAGAGUAAUUUAAGUGAAACUUACAUUAUGUUCCAGGCACCAGGAAAAUGAUUUAUAUGACAAAUGGGUAUGCCUGAUCCGUAAAUCUCUACCGCAUAGCACAGUAAUAAGAUAAUAGUAAUUAUGCGGGAGGUCUGAGCUGGUCAGACCGCUGACUCAAACCUUUGCUAGUCUACACUCUCUGUCUUGUAGGCCACUUUGUAAACGAAAGCUAAAAUAUGCAAACAUGUCAGUAUGUAGGUUCACAUGCCUGUAAUGAACUCAAUGCCAGUUGAACUCACCAUGCUGCUUGCUGUGUGUCUCUUUCCUUUUUGUAUUGGCUACCUCAGUCCUGUCGCAGCGUUUCAUUUCAAAUUGAACAUUUUGUUUGAGGGGGGGACAAUCUUGGGGUUUUUUUGUACAGCGAUGGGAAUUGUUUACUGUAAAUACUUUUUGUGUUUUAUAAAAAUUGUCUUCUUUGAUGUAAAGCUAUCUUUCUAUGUUGUGUAAUGGGAUAUCUAUGUCUGGCUUUAUACAGACAAUGGAGGGUUUUGUAUUUUUUGCACAAUUUGGAACAAAAAUAAAGUUGUGAUAAAUGAG